Molecule: messenger RNA, 909 nt
Organism: Fusarium redolens
Lineage: Eukaryota; Fungi; Ascomycota; Sordariomycetes; Hypocreales; Nectriaceae
Exons: 3
Coding region: 1-909 (302 amino acids)
Source: RefSeq, a predicted model, not a curated record
AUGCCUUCCAGUCCGCGCGACUUUCAUCCAGACGUGGAGACCAUAAAUUCCAUCAUGGAUAAGCAACCGAUCAGAAUGUUCACCCGCAACUGUAUCCCCCCCAAGGAUCCCCCUCCCGGAACCCUCGAGCCCUGUGUAUGGCGAUGUCCCGAAUGCAAGCAGGAAUACAGGAUCUCCGUCACAAGCCGCUGUAUUAAAUGCCCUUCAUACAACAGCAAACCCCCAUACAAGUACAUCUCAAGCGAUGAUCCAAAUGGCGAGUCUACUACAGAGACUAGACAACCUCGCAGAAGCCGUAAAUUCUCAAAACGUCCAUCUCCAUUAGUUUAUGAAUACGACUAUGAGUUCUGGGCCCAAUACAACGACUGGAAACGCUUUCGCUCAGAGUAUGAAGCCAACCCUAAGAAGUGGGAGCGCCGCAUCAAGCGCAAUUUCGACGGCAGGGGUAGUGCACAGCGCCGAGCGAAGAGAUACAAGGUCGAGGUCAUAACACGCACUUUGUUCACCGAGGACAGGCUGAAACGUAUGCUUAAAAGGAAGCAUAACUGUGAACUGGACUGUGACUAUCCCAGAAGAUACCCCCCCAAGACCACCAUCGGCGCGUUGCACCCCCCAUGGUAUGGUGAGGGUGAGGAAAAUGCAGGUAAGUUGCCCCUUUGUGAGCUUUUACCACAGUUCGAUCAGGAGAUAACAAGUCCUGAAGACAUCGAUGAUGAAGAUGAGAUAUUCGCGGCGUAUAAGAGGGAUGUUGAUGCUUGGAACUCGUAUUUCCGUGUCUACCUAAUCCAGUCCAUCAGCACAGCGGUUCCGUGUCGCAUCUCAUACCAGACCAGACACCAAGGUGAAAACACAACUGUUGUACACAGCUCGCGCAAGUCAAAUAGCACAGGGCAUUUCGUCAUAACGUGA